This is a messenger RNA of Cylindrotheca closterium, 678 nucleotides long. NCBI's taxonomy places the organism in Eukaryota, Bacillariophyta, Bacillariophyceae, Bacillariales, Bacillariaceae. The record is from the annotation of a GenBank genome assembly.
AUGACCAACACUAUUAUCAACUACAUCAACUACAUCACUACCAUCAUCGUCAAUCAAGAAUACAUCAUUCAAGCAGGCAUCAGCUUCUUUCGAUUGCCUGUUCGGAUGCCUUUGAUCGUCACUCAAACCGUUCGAGAAACCAUUGCAGCCGGUUUGGUUUGUGCGGCGGCGCUCUUGUUACUUUGGUACAUGGCGCUCGACCUAUACCGAAGCUAUCAAGCACUUUGCGAGCAACGGAGCUGCAACCGACAACAGCCUCCUGUUUCCAUUCUUCGUUGUCCAGGAGGGUUGUCUCAUCGCAAGAAAAACCAAAGUUGGUUUGAUCCAGAAGAAGAAGAAGAACAAGACAACUUUAGCGAUAUUGAAUCGUCUUUGGAUGCUGGAUUGAUUGAUGACGGCAUUGAUUCUGCCGAGGAUCCUUUGGAGGAUACUAUCAUCGAUGACAACAUUCCGGUACCACCACCCGAGGAAUCUGACAACGCAGCUACUAUUGAUAUUCCUUCUGAUGGGAUGGGAUCGGGAUGGACCGAGUCUGGAAAGCGCUACAGCCUUCGACGGGCCAAGCUUCUGAUUCCACAUGCAGAGGAUACUUUCACAGAAGCUUUGGGAUCUGGCAUGACGGAACAAGGAAGGCGAUACAGUCGCCGAGUGGCAAAUCGACGAAACUGUGCCAUUUAA